This is a messenger RNA of Rana temporaria (common frog), 3816 nucleotides long. RefSeq names its product zinc finger BED domain-containing protein 6-like. The coding region runs from base 256 to 3555 and encodes 1099 amino acids. The transcript has 2 exons. Gene Ontology annotation, molecular function: DNA binding; protein dimerization activity. The record is from RefSeq and is a predicted model, not a curated record. Gene Ontology annotation, cellular component: nucleus. Lineage: Eukaryota; Metazoa; Chordata; Amphibia; Anura; Ranidae.
CAUCCGAUCACUCCCAGCACAGACCAGCGUGAGCAAUGUGACUCCCCUCCCCCACUCCCAAUGGUUCAUUCCACCCUGGGAGAGGAUGAUGGCCGACCACUGAGGAUGUAAAUUGUCCGGGGAAUGUACAAACAUCCGGACUUGAAGUCUGCAUCCAUUCCAGAACCUACAACGCAAUCCAGCGUCUCACCGGAUCACCAGAGAUCAGAUCCGCAACCCAACAUUCCAUCAUGUAAGAGUUGAUUUACACCCAGCAUGGCUUUACAUCUGUCUCCGAGAGGAAGGCCAACCACCAGGGCUGCCACACAGAGUACCGAGAUGUCUCCUAACAAGAAGAACCAGGCAGGGGACACCGAGUCCAACCCAAACCUCCAUCCAGCAGCUGAUCCAAACGAAGUGGACUUUGUGAAAGUUCAAUGUCCUGCAAAAGACGGAAGCAACUUCAAAAAAGUCCCCGAAAUCGAAAUCAAAUUGGAGUCGAGUGAUGAGGAAGAGGACAGGUCUGAAGAAGGUUCCACUUGUUCGGCUCCCCCCGACAAAAGGAAAAAUGGACCCAGUACACCUUACAAUGUCUUCUCCACCGUACAGGGAAAAGGACACUGUGGGGAGGAUGGAAUUCUCUCUUCAAUGAUGCGUCCAAUCAGAAAGAGAAAGUCCACCUCGGAGGUGUGGCAGUUUUUCUCCCGGAACCCCACCAACAUCACCAGAGCCAUAUGUGGACUUUGUAAAAUGAGCGUCAGCCGAGGGAAGCUCGGGGGUAAUUUUGGAACCACGGCCCUGAAGCGCCAUCUAGAAUGCAAGCACCCACAGGAAUGGGCCCAGCGGACGUCCAUGAGGCUGCAGAGAGCAGAGCUGGAGGAAGAAGAAAAAGAAACCUUUGAGGGUGACGAGGAGAAGGAUGAGGCCUACCAAAGUCCAGCCCCAGAGGCCCCAUCCUGCUUACCCGGCGCCCAACAUGCUGCUCAAAAAGGCGUGCAAACUAAGUAUUGCUCUUUUGUACCUUCUCAGGAUCCCAGUUCACCAAAAACAUAUGAGAUCAUUGAUUCCAGCGACGAAGAGGAAGAAAGAAGGGAACAAACUCUAGGACACCUCGAAGAAGGCAACGAAAGGAAAAGAAAGAAACUAGAGGACGUUGAUAAGGUAACCCUUCCAAAUGGCCAUUUCGCCAUUGACACAGGAGACCCUUCCAGCGCUUCGCUUGGCCUCGAAUACGCCCAGCCUUCAAGUUCGCUCACUUUUACAAUCCCGGACUAUUCCGCCGUGCCUCUCGGAGCUCGUCGAAGGAAAUCCAUUUCUGCCGUGUGGCAGUUUUUCUGCCUCGACCGCACUAACAUCUGCCGAGCCAUCUGCACGUUAUGCCAGACAAGCGUCAGCCGCGGCAAAAUGGGUGGACAUUUCGGGACCUCGGCGCUGAUGAGACAUCUAGAGGGGAAACAUCCCAUAGAGUGGGGGAGGGGGAAGUUUAAUAAACUGAACAUUACCAACGCCAUAGAGGUGGAGGAUGAGGAAGACGAAGACAUGGACGAGUCGGCUAUGUAUCCAGAAUUUCCUUUCGGCAAUUUCGGACCGGCAGAUCUCUCUUUGUAUUCUAAUAUGCCGGAAGCUAUAAACCAAAUGCAUUAUAAUAUGCCAAUGGAGUACAACUUUGACAGUGAGGAACCUGUGAUGGAUGGUAGUGAUGUCUCUUCACCCAUGUCUCUGCCGUCUUAUAAAGGGAAUGUUGCGCCCACAAGCGCUAAAAUGAAACCCAUUGGCAGGUAUCCCCCGAACCACCCAAAAGCCCAGGCGUGGAACAGGAACAUUACUGAGCUUCUCUGUGAAUCGGCCUUGCCCUACUCCUUCGUCAGCUCCAAGGCUUUUAAAAAAUUUAUGGGCAGAGCCGACUCGCAGUACUCCGUCCCCACAAAAUCGUUUUUCUCCAAGAAGGCCGUCCCUCAGCUCUAUGAAGCCGUGUGCGAGAACAUAGCGAGGGAGCUGAAGAGGUCAUCGUGUCCCUUCAUCCACAUCACCGCCCACGUGUGGAGUGGUGACCUCACUUCCUACUAUUUGUCUCUGACGGCACACUGGUCGGUGAUGAGCCCCGAGGCCGACCAACCUACCGAGAGGAAGUAUGCUGUCCUUUGCGUUAAACGUUUUCCAAAAGAAUUCACCGAAGUCAACAUUCAGCAAGAACUGAUUCGGCAGGCCAACCUUUGGCUUAUGUCCAACGCUUUGAGUCCCGGCUUCUUCAUCUCCAAUAGAGACUUUAAUCUCGUUCAGGCCAUCAAAGGCGCCAAUUGCACCUACAUCCCCUGCUUUACCCAUUCCCUGAAUCUGUUGGUCAAAGACUUUCUACAGAACAACCGUUACAUUGCAGGCAUGCUUGCCGUGGCCAGAAAAGUGUGCGGCCAUUUCAUCCACUCUGCUAGAGCGAGGAGAAUCCUUGCAGGGUUACAAUACCAAAAUAACUUGCCGAAGCAGUCUCUAAAACUCGAGACCGUUCCUCACUGGACUUCCACGUUCUACAUGCUGCAGAGGCUUCUGGAGCAGCAAAAAGCCGUCCAGGCGUACUUCCUGAUGCACAAAGUGGACACGGUGGACACCGUUCUCAACCCAAGUCACUGGAACCUUAUGCUGUCCUUGGUGGAUCUCCUGCAACCGUUCGAGAUGGCCACCCGGGAGGUCAAUUCCCAUAACUCCUGCCUCAGCCAGGUGUUGCCAGAACUUCGUUAUCUCCACAUCUUCCUGAAAAAAAUCAGAGGACAUUUCGAAAGCACGGGGGACGCCAACGGAGUCGUAAUCGCCGACAGUCUGGCCCUCAAGCUUUCUACAGAUUACGGAGUCAAUGAAAUGUUCCAGAAGGAAGAGUACGUUCUGGCCACGUUGCUGGAUCCACGAUUCAAAGGAAGGAUAGAGGCCAUACUGCCUCCAGAGUCGGAUAUUGACCACUGGAAACAGGUCCUAGUGAAGAAAGUAAAGGAGGUCAUGUUGUCCUCUAACUCCUCACCCCAAGUGAGUAGGACAUCUUGCCAGUUUCGGGACGGUGGAAACUCAGAGCCGGAGAUGUUUUCUGGUAAGCUGGUGGAUUUGGAAGCAGGUGGGCCUCCGUGGAGUAGGAACAUGGCUGCCGCACCCUUAAUUUACAAGGAGAAAUCUUUAAUCGAACACUUGGAGAGCGUUGGCCUUCUGGCGUCAAAGUCUACAGGGGCCUCCUUGUCGACAGAAAGCCACUCCGCAAACGUCAUGGUGGAGAACUACCUUCAGGACAAUAAGACUAUCGGAGCCAAAGACGACCCGCUGGUCUACUGGCAGAAGAGAACGUGGCUGUGGCCGGCCUUAACCAAGCUGGCGGUCAUGUACCUGACCUGCCCGCCCUCCAGUAUUUUUGCAGAGCGCGUUUUCAGCUCUCCCCAGACGUUUAUGGACAAGCAGUGUUCUUCGGGUGUCAUGGAAGGAAUGGAGCCCAUCGUCUUUCUGAAAUGUAACCUGGAGAACUUUCCUAACUACAACCCUCCCCCGCUAAUCUUCUCCUCCGACAACGAAGCUGAGCAGAGUGACUCCGAUGAGGGGCUUUAAUGUCAAUGUUAAAUGUCAUGAGGCAGGGUAGGGAAAAACACUGCAUAUGGUAUUAAUUAUCUCUUAUUACAUCAUCGCAGGCUCUUGAAGUGUUAGUGUGGUCAUCGGGAAAUUUUAUUAGUUGGCACAGAUGUGGAAUUGUACAUGUCGAGGUCCAAGUGGCCAAAAAUAUCUCAGUGGAUACUUCCAGAGCCGGUACAGCUGGAAUGGGAGAUAGAAUGUUUUAUUUCUAGAGUUAAUAAAUUUCAUGUUUCUGCUUUA